UCUUACACAACAGUAUUAUCUCAUCAUUAGACAAAGGUGCCAAAUAUGUCCGCUGCACGUUUCUUGACUUUACUUCUGCUUUCGACUCUGUACCUAGAAGUCUCUUGCUAAAUAAGCUCUCCAUGACACAAACCGAGUCCUGGGUCACUAACUGGUUGCAUUCCUACUUUUCAAACAGAAUGCAGUACACCGUAUACAAAGGCCAAUCCUCCUCUGCUGUGCUCACAGAAGCUGGUGUCCCCCAAGGUGCUGUACUCUCCCCACUUCUCUUUUCUUUCUUUCUACAUGACCUACCGUCUUCAAAUGACAUUAACUUUGUCAAAUAUGCUGAUGACCUAACUGUAUCUUUACCUGUCAAAUGUCAAAGUGACUGCUCUAAACUAAAUGGCUUCUUAUCGGAAAUUAGCCAAUGGUCCAAGGAAAACGGUCUAACCUUAAACCCCUCCAAAUGCCAAACAGUUAAUUUCACCCUUAGGCAUAAAUCUGACCUAAACAAACUGGUUAGCACUCACGAGGUGUGCAACAUAGAUGGCAGUGAAAUAGAAACCAAGUCGGAAAUUAAAUACCUAGGCGUCACUCUAUCUUCUGAUCUUUCCUGGUCGUCUCAUAUCUUGACGAUUUCCAAGAAAAUAUACCGUCUUACCUUCUACAUCAAGAAGUUAAGACAUUCUGGUGUAACCCAACCCUUACUCCUACAAUUUGUUAACUCCCGUAUUCUGCCUAUUAUUCUCUAUUGCUCCCCCUUAGUCUUUCCUGGGCUAUUGAAGAAAGACUAUACCUUAUUACGUAGGAUGUUAAAGGUUGUCAGCAGGGUAAGCAACGUGCCACUUAGCCAGCUAGUUAAUAUUCUGGUGGACAGGCAUAUGGACUCAUGUGAAAAAUGGGCGAAAUCCAUUUUAUCUGACUCACAACACCCUCUACAUUCACAACUCUCCCCAUGUAUCUCUUCAGGGAAAACAAGAAGCCUAUAUAGGAAACUAUAUGCCCGCACUAGUAAGUACAAAAACUCAUCCAUACCCUACCUAGCUCGAGUUCUGUGCGACAAAGAAAGCGUUAGGCGGGAAACCUUUAACUUAUUAAAUAGUCAGUAGAACAAGGGGAUCUCGUCUUUCCAACUCACAUCAUUUACAGGUACAACGUUUUCUCCCUAUUCCUUCUCUAUUUAUUUUUGUUAUGUGCUGUUUUGUUUCUCUCUUCCUUGCAAACUCUACUUAAAACAUUCUUGUUCGUUCUUUCACGCUCUGUACAUCUCGAACAUUUUGCUAUCGCUUACGCCAGUAAAUAUGCUAGUAGUAUCUACUUUUCAAACAACUUCAAACACUUUAAUUUUGGCUUUGCUACCGACAUACUAAUAUGUUGUUGAGAUAACUUUAAACUAUGUAGAACUUUGUUUAUUGUUAAUGUAAAAAACUGGAUGCAAUAUUGUAGUAAAAUGCUGAGAAUUCCAUUCUGUAUCACAAGUACUGAUUUGGAAUAAAGCUUAU
Molecule: messenger RNA, 1484 nt
Organism: Trichobilharzia regenti
Lineage: Eukaryota; Metazoa; Platyhelminthes; Trematoda; Strigeidida; Schistosomatidae
Source: the annotation of a GenBank genome assembly